CCGUGGCAGCUGGUGCGGUGAAGCUAGCGCAGGGAUGGCGGAGUCUUCUGAGUCCUUCUCGGCAGCAUCUAGCCCUGCCCCUCAGCGGCGACGGAUCAGUGAUCCCCUCACUUCCAGCCCAGGCCGCAGCUCCAGACGUGCUGACGCUCUUACCUCCAGCCCUGGCAGAGACCUCCCCCCAUUUGAGGAUGAGUCCGAGGGGCUGCUGGGCACGGAGGGGCCUGUGGAGGAAGAAGAGGAUGGAGAGGAACUCAUUGGUGAUGGCAUGGAGAGAGACUACCGUCCCAUUCCCGAGCUCGAUGUCUACGAGGCAGAGGGAUUGGCCCUGGAUGAUGAAGAUGUGGAGGAGCUGACAGCCAGUCAGAGGGAGGCAGCUGAGCGGGCUAUGAGGCAGCGGGACCGUGAGGCUGGCAGAGGCCUGGGUCGCAUGCGUCGUGGGCUGCUGUAUGACAGCGACGAAGAAGAUGAGGAGCGGCCUGCCCGUAAGCGCCGCCACAUAGAGCGUGCCACAGAGGAUGGCGAGGAGGAUGAAGAGAUGAUUGAGAGUAUUGAGAACCUGGAGGACCUCAAGGGCCACUCGGUGCGAGAGUGGGUGAGCAUGGCAGGGCCCAGACUGGAGAUCCACCACCGUUUCAAGAACUUCUUGCGCACCCACGUGGACAGCCAUGGCCACAACGUCUUCAAGGAGCGUAUCAGUGAUAUGUGCAAAGAGAACCGGGAGAGUUUGGUGGUAAAUUAUGAAGACCUGGCAGCCCGGGAACAUGUGUUGGCAUACUUCCUACCCGAGGCACCCGCUGAGCUGCUGCAGAUCUUCGAUGAGGCUGCCCUGGAGGUUGUGCUGGCCAUGUACCCUAAAUAUGACCGCAUCACCAACCACAUUCACGUGCGCAUCUCCCACCUGCCUCUGGUGGAGGAGCUGCGUUCACUGAGGCAGCUACACCUGAACCAGCUCAUCCGUACCAGCGGUGUGGUGACCAGCUGCACUGGAGUCCUGCCCCAGCUCAGCAUGGUCAAGUAUAACUGUAGCAAGUGCAACUUUAUACUGGGGCCUUUCUGCCAGUCUCAGAACCAGGAGGUGAAGCCUGGUUCCUGCCCUGAGUGCCAGUCAACUGGGCCCUUUGAGAUCAACAUGGAGGAGACCAUCUAUCAGAACUACCAACGGAUCCGCAUCCAGGAGAGUCCCGGCAAGGUGGCAGCUGGCCGGCUGCCCCGUUCCAAGGAUGCCAUCCUCCUUGCUGAUCUGGUGGACAGCUGCAAGCCAGGAGACGAGAUAGAGCUGACCGGCAUUUACCACAAUAAUUAUGAUGGCUCACUUAACACCACCAACGGCUUUCCCGUCUUCGCCACCAUCAUCCUGGCCAACCACGUUGCCAAGAAGGACAACAAAGUGGCCGUGGGUGAGCUCACUGAUGAGGACGUGAAGAUGAUCACCAGUCUUUCCAAGGAUCAGCAAAUCGGAGAGAAGAUCUUUGCCAGCAUUGCGCCCUCCAUCUAUGGGCAUGAAGACAUCAAGAGAGGCCUGGCUCUGGCUCUGUUUGGAGGGGAGCCCAAGAACCCAGGUGGAAAGCACAAAGUUCGAGGUGACAUCAAUGUGCUCCUGUGUGGGGACCCUGGCACAGCGAAGUCCCAGUUCCUCAAAUACAUCGAGAAAGUAUCUAGCCGUGCCAUUUUCACCACCGGCCAGGGUGCGUCAGCCGUGGGUCUCACAGCGUAUGUUCAGCGGCAUCCUGUCAGCAGAGAGUGGACCUUAGAGGCUGGAGCCCUGGUUCUGGCCGACCGGGGAGUGUGUCUCAUUGAUGAGUUUGACAAGAUGAAUGACCAGGACAGGACCAGCAUCCACGAGGCCAUGGAGCAGCAAAGCAUCUCCAUCUCCAAGGCCGGCAUCGUUACCUCACUGCAAGCCCGCUGCACCGUCAUAGCUGCUGCCAACCCCAUAGGAGGCCGCUACGACCCUUCACUGACCUUCUCAGAGAAUGUAGACCUCACAGAGCCCAUCAUUUCCCGCUUUGAUGUCCUGUGUGUGGUGAGGGACACUGUUGAUCCUGUUCAGGAUGAGAUGCUGGCCCGCUUUGUGGUUGGCAGCCACGUCAGACACCACCCCAGCAACAAGAAGGACGAAGGGCUGACCAACGGUGGCACCACAGAGCCAGCCAUGCCCAACACAUACGGUGUGGAGCCCCUGCCUCAGGAGGUCCUGAAGAAGUAUAUCAUCUAUGCCAAGGAACGGGUCCGCCCAAAGCUCAACCAGAUGGACCAGGACAAAGUGGCCAGGAUGUACAGCGACCUGAGGAAGGAGUCCAUGGCAACGGGCAGUAUUCCCAUCACAGUGCGACACAUCGAGUCCAUGAUCCGCAUGGCAGAGGCCCAUGCACGCAUGCACCUGCGAGACUACGUGAUGGAAGAUGAUGUCAACAUGGCCAUCCGCGUGAUGCUGGAGAGCUUCAUUGACACCCAAAAGUUCAGUGUCAUGCGCAGCAUGCGCAAGACUUUUGCCCGGUAUCUCUCCUUCCGUCGGGAUAACAAUGACCUGCUGCUCUUCAUACUGAAGCAGUUGGUGGCUGAGCAGGUGACAUACCAACGUAACCGCUUUGGGGCCCAACAGGACACCAUCGAAAUACCUGAGAAGGACCUGAUGGACAAGGCCAGGCAGAUCAAUAUCCACAACCUGUCCGCCUUCUACGACAGCGACCUCUUCAAAAUCAACAAGUUCAGCCGUGACCUGAAACGCAAGCUGAUCCUACAGCAGUUCUGAGGUCAGCACAGGACUCUGUCUGGACGAGGCUCAGUCACACUCUGCAGACACAGCCCACUUCCACCAGGGGCUCUGUGUCCUGUGGGGGUGGGGUGAUGCUCAAUGCAGACCUUUACCCAUGAGCCCCUGGGCCAAGGAUGAAAUGACUGUACUUAUUCUCCUGCCCCUCUCUAGAGCACUCUUCUUGACCAGCCCCUCUGUCCCAGGCUCCUUAAAAAGCUGAGGUUGUGUUCAGGUGACAGAAUUUACCAAAACCAUUGCUGCUUUGCCAUGAGUUGUGUUUCUGGACUGUUUCUUCCCCUUUUAGAUUAAAGAGCAACUUAGAAGUGUUUGCACACUUUUCCAGAACGUUCUUGGAGCCUGUGAUGGAGGAGCACAAGAGCCUGCCUACCGAGGGAGGGCCCAUGCUCCUUGUGCUGACUUUCUUCCUGCCUAGCCAGUGCCUUCAUUCGCUUCUUGUACAGUUUCUUAUAGUUUAUUUUUUAAUAAAUUUGAAUACAACUUAAAUA
Rattus norvegicus (Norway rat) is the source of this 3261-nucleotide messenger RNA. RefSeq names its product minichromosome maintenance complex component 2 (gene Mcm2). The record is from RefSeq and is marked provisional. The coding region runs from base 35 to 2752 and encodes 905 amino acids. The transcript has 16 exons. Gene Ontology annotation, biological process: apoptotic process; cochlea development; DNA replication. Gene Ontology annotation, molecular function: ATP hydrolysis activity; DNA replication origin binding; ATP binding. NCBI's taxonomy places the organism in Eukaryota, Metazoa, Chordata, Mammalia, Rodentia, Muridae. Gene Ontology annotation, cellular component: nucleoplasm; CMG complex; chromatin.